Messenger RNA from Mesorhabditis belari, 1689 nucleotides. The record is from the annotation of a GenBank genome assembly. Lineage: Eukaryota; Metazoa; Nematoda; Chromadorea; Rhabditida; Rhabditidae.
AUGGCUCCCUGGUCACGGGGACAGUGGCCAAGCGAUAGACGGGAAGAAAAGUGCGAGAUUUCUGUGCGAGAAUUGAGAAGACUGGACCGUCGAUCGUGGCUCGCCUCCGCCCUGGCUUCGCCACGAGCGAUUGCCGCAAACGACGCACACUCUUCCCUCGUUCAUAGCCAUCCCAGCACCUCAUCUGCCUCUCCGUAUCCCCUAACAUCACGAGCCCAUUCGGCGUUCUCUCUUCUCCUACCAGGAUCCUCAAGCUUGCACCAGUUCGCCACCGUUGGCGAGUGGUUGUGCUCACCGUUGCCCCCACCAUUGCCGCCCGUGCCACCGGCUCCGGUGGUGGACGGGGGCGGCGAUUUGCCGCUAUUUCCCCCGUUGAUGGUCGCAAUUCCAUCGCUGCUCGAGUCAUUGUCACCGCAUAUUCUUCGAUCACACAUGACAACGGCACAUUUUAAACCGAUACCCAACAAUGAGCGGGUGGACCUAGCUGGUUUCCGAGUGAAAGAGCCCCAGGAAUGGAGUGCUGACGAUGUGGUUGCGUGGAUGCUCGACGUCGCUCGAUCACACAAUAUACCGUUCGAGGAUUUCAAUAUGCAUCGGUUUGCCAACUUUGAUGGUAAAAGUAUGAUGAGAUUAUCGGAGACCUCUUUUCUGGAACUUGAUGCAAACUAUGGAGGGUUAUUGUUUCGAGAAUUCCGUAAAGCUUCAUCAGUGACUCCAGAAGAUACGGUAAUCGAUGAUGCGAUGAGAAAAUAUCGAGAGAGCGUUGAUGAGGAACAGCAAAGAACCCAAGUGCAAGAGUACAAGCCAAAUCCACUCCCAGAGUACAAGCAUCACCCUUUACCCCAGGCAUUACCCCAGGCAUUACCACAGGGUCCAUUGUUAGGGUCAGGAAUGUUAGGCCCAUUGCCGCCUCUUCUGAUGCCUCCUCCACGAUCAAUACCAUCCACCGGUCUUCCACAACCACUUGCAUUCACAGCUGCACCCGGUUUCUUACACGGCCACCAAUUCGAUCUCUCUGGAAAAGGACUCUCUUUACCGCCUCCACUACAAACCCAACAAUCGCAUCAACAAUCGCAAUCGUCGAUUGUUGACACGACGAGGCUACAAUUGGCACAAUCGCUGGCUGCUGCAAAUAGUCUAACAACUUUGCAGAAUUUGUCCACAAAUCUCAGCCUACAGCAGAUACAGGCUGCUUUGUCUCCUCGUUCACCGAUGAACACUCAAGGCUUGUCACCAGGCACAAUUGAUCUUCUCUCGAAAUACACGCAUCAACAGCCCGGCACAAGCAAUCAACACGAUGAGGAUUAUUCAUCUGAUGAUGAUGACAUGAAAGUGACCCGGAAUAAAGACGGUCGACCGAGGAAACGCUCACAGCACACAAAGGGGAACAAAUUGUGGGAAUUUAUUCGAGACGCGCUGAAAGAUCCACUUACAUGUCCAUCUAUUGUCAAAUGGGAAGACCCAAUCGAGGGUGUUUUUCGGAUCGUUGAAUCAGAAAAACUGGCUCGAUUAUGGGGUGAACGAAAGAACAAUCACAAGAUGACAUAUGAGAAAUUAUCACGAGCGAUGAGAACCUACUAUGAGAAGCAAAUCUUGGUGCCCGUGCCGAAGACGGGCCUUUACCCGAAGAAGCUCGUCUACAAAUUUGGUCCAUGUUCUCACGGGUGGCAAGGACUGAAGCAGCAUAUU